GGAAGUGGAUUGGCUCUGACCUGAGGCAGUGGGAGGAGACUCUGACAAUGAAUGUGCUGAGGACACACAUGUUUACAAUGAUAGAGCUGGGGGGGAAGAAUGGAGCUGCGCUGGAUCACUGAACACCAUGGUGCAGCACUUGAACAGCCGGACAGACAAGGUAGCUAAUGAAAGUCACAACAGAAGCAGACCAGAGUGACACAGUGUCAUGUGAGAAACGUGCAGAACACACGUUCAGUGAGUUAUCACAAAAGUUGUUUUUGACGUCUCUGUUCUGCACCAAGUACAAUACGCGCUCCCUGUUCCCUGCAAUCUCACACAGGGGUGACAAGUCAUUACAAGAAGUAACAGGACAAACUGAAGCUCAUUUCUCAGGGAAGACCAGUGUUCAGCUGCUGGCAACUUCAUCCUAAGAGUCUAUGUUUGAUGCCCAGCCUUCCCACAGGAUGGCAUCCACUGUUUCCACAGUCCCACAUCAUGUAUUUGGCCCCUCGCCGCCCCCUCCAGCUGUUUGGCCUCCACUGGACUUUGCCCUGGGCGCUCUUGCCUGCUGCGGUGCCUGCGUGUUCACCAAUCCACUGGAGGUCGUGAAGACUCGCCUGCAGCUCCAAGGGGAGCUGUGUGCACGGGGCUCCUACCAGAGACACUACCGUGGAGUCCUGCAGGCCCUCUGGGUGGUGGGCCGCACAGACGGGCUCCGGGGCCUGCAGAAGGGGCUCACAGUCGGGCUGAUGUACCAGGGUGUGAUGAAUGGUGUGAGGCUUGGCUCCUAUUCCUACUGUGAAGGUCUGGGUAUCACCUCACUGCAUGGGGGGAGUCUGCUGUCAGGGGCGGGGGCCGGAGCUCUGGGUGCCUUCAUUGCCUCUCCUGCCUACCUGGUGAAGACCCAUCUGCAAGCUCAAACUGUGCAAGCCAUAGCUGUAGGUCACCAGCAUAACCACCUGGGAGUGUCUGAUGCCUUUGUUUCCAUCUAUAGAAGAGAAGGUUUGAUUGGUCUUUGGAGGGGUGUGAACGGGGCCGUGCCUAGAGUCAUGGUGGGAUCAGCUGCUCAGCUGGCGACCUUCACCUCGGCCAAGGAAUGGGUGUCACAUUCCCAGAGGUUUAGUCCAAACAGUGUGCUCAUAGCUUUGAUCGCCGCCAUGAUCAGUGGAGUUGCUGUGGCGUUCACUAUAACACCGUUUGACGUCAUUAGUACGAGGCUCUACAAUCAGCCGGUGGAUGAGUUUCAUCGGGGACGUCUGUACCAUGGAUUUUCAGACUGCGUGCUGAAGGUGUGCCAAGCUGAGGGUCUGUUGGGGUUCUACAAAGGCAUGGGCCCCGUCUUCCUGCGUCUGGCCCCACACACGGUGCUCAGCAUGUUGUUCUGGGAUCUGAUGAGGCAUCAGGCAGUGAAGGACAGCCGGAGCUAAAACGCCCCAAAUACGCUCCAAACUGCUGAACUCAUUUAGAGCUAUCAAAGUGGUCCAUCAAUGAAAGGAAGACUGUAGAUAAAAAAUAAGUCAGACAUUUUGUAAAAUAUGAUACUGCUGAUACCACUUUCAUGUCUGUACGGUAGUAUGAAUAAGCACAAUUCCCAAAAUGUCAAACUAAUUGUUUGUUGUUGUUUAUGAGAGACUUGUUCUGUCCCAUGGAAGAGCGUUACAUACUUGAUGGAAGAUGGACACGUUGCACAGACAUUUUGAGGAAUUCCUAAAUUCUCCCACAUGAGAAGUUGUUGAUGCACUGAUCAGGUUUUACCUUCAAAAUACCUCAAAUGAUGAAUUUAAAAGUGAUCUCUCAGGAACACUGAUAGUGAGAGAGGUGCCUGCAGUGUGGGUUGGCAAGCAAAUCAAUGAAGUGCAAGAACAAUUCUGGAUUAUUAAAACAUAAAAUUCUCUAUUCCAUGUUUAUAAUCCAGUGAGGCUGCUGUAAUGUGUCACAGUUAAAUGCAUAACUCGUGUUGCCUUGUCUGUUAAAUGUAAAGAAAGAUGUGAUGGGAUUGUUUUUAUUAACUCUCAAAUGAAGGACUGGUACUUUAAGCCAAGAAUGCCAUUUGAUUUUGAGGUUUUUAUUGACAGAAAUUUUACCUUUGGAUACUCAAAGCCUUUGAACACCAGUUGUUAAUAAUAAUAAUAAUAAAGUUUUCUUGUAUGAAA
Molecule: messenger RNA, 2135 nt
Organism: Scophthalmus maximus (turbot)
Lineage: Eukaryota; Metazoa; Chordata; Actinopteri; Pleuronectiformes; Scophthalmidae
Gene: slc25a34
Product: solute carrier family 25 member 34
Exons: 6
Coding region: 420-1409 (329 amino acids)
Source: RefSeq, a predicted model, not a curated record